Messenger RNA from Meloidogyne enterolobii, 552 nucleotides. The record is from the annotation of a GenBank genome assembly. NCBI's taxonomy places the organism in Eukaryota, Metazoa, Nematoda, Chromadorea, Rhabditida, Meloidogynidae.
AAAAAAAUGACUCGACCGUCGGCCCGACUCGAAAACGGCAACCCUACUUUUGAUGAUGAAGGGGAGGAGUGUGAACGGCCUUUUUGUCCUUUCUUUCAUCCUUUCUCUAGAGCUUCAAAUUCUUUGGUCAAAGUUAAAGAGGAAAUUCAGGAUGAUGACAUAAUUGUUGUAUAUGAAAAGCUUAUUCCUUCACGAUCAGCAUUUCCCUCAUCGGCAACAAAAUCGCGUGUUGUGAGCAAUACAGUAGAAGCUACUCAAUGGUCUCGGCCUGUCAUUAAACGUGUACGUGCUUUGAAAAAACUUCAAUUGGAAUCUUUACAAGUUGAGACUCAAUUCUAUCAGAAGGUUUAUGAGCUUGAAAAGGUUUGGAGUUUUUCUAAGUUUUUCAGCUAGUAGGGGUGGCGAGCCGGGAUAUUGAAUUCUUCCGUUGUUUUCCGGUCUGAUAUCGAAUUCAGGGGGUUGGGCAGAUUGCGUUCUAUCUGAUGGAGUAUUUGUAGUUUAUUGGAGGGAGUAUGUAUUGUUUAUUGCCAUCCGAACGAGCUCCUCUAGCUG